AUGGAUGAACUCCGAGCAAUUAUGCAAGAGACAAUCACAACCUUCGUGCAGAACAAUACAGCUGUCGUCAAGACAAAGGAUGUCUCUCUACUUUCGUCCGUCCUCUCCGAUGACUGCGUGAAGAUGUACCGGCCGCACUCGUUCGUCAACAAAUACCCGCAGUUCUUUAAAGCCCAGAUCACGAAUGCGGAAUACGAGGCGCAGGUGAAGAUGGAGUUGCAAACUAUUUCCGAUGUAGUGCAGAACGUCACCCGGACCGUGAUCGAUGCGCAUCAGCGCGUGGCUAACGUGUGGAUCGAGAUGAUUGUGCACACAGUCGAUGGGCUCAAGAGCUUUGUCGAGGUCAUCUAUGACCUGGAGUUCACCCAGGAUGGGAAGCAGAUCUCUCAGUACAUUGAGUUUGUGGACACCUAUGAGAGUGCCAAGGUGUUGGAGCAAAUGCUGAGCAAGCUUGGUAGCGGUGGCACACAGAAUAGAGAAGAUGGAUUCGUUCUUGCUGGAAUGCUUCUGAGCUCACCCGCCCAUCCUCUAGUGGCCCUUUCAGCGUCCACGCUAAAAGACGGUACACACAUACCGAAGGGGUGCAGAAUUGCUUUUACCAACGCUAAGCAUCAGACGGACCCCGCAAUUACACCGGACCCGUUCACGUUCGAUCCUAUGCGUAGCUAUCGUAAGCGGUACUCGUUGCCGGAUCAACAGGAUAGGCACCAGGCUGUUCUCACCGACAUGGACAACAAUUUCAUGGUUGGCUAUGGGAACCACACUUGCCCGGGAAAGUUUCUCGGAGUUGCUGAGUUUAAGAUGCCGGUGGCACGUUUUCUUGCGGAAAUUGAUUUCAAGUAUCCUGGGGGCAAGUCGAUGCCGAAGACUUUGAGUGCGGGUGAGAAUGUGUUUUUGGACCCUAGUGCAAGACUUUUGAUUAGGAAGAGGAAGAUUUCUGGUACUUAG
Messenger RNA from Diaporthe amygdali, 948 nucleotides. RefSeq lists its product as uncharacterized. Gene Ontology annotation, molecular function: iron ion binding; oxidoreductase activity, acting on paired donors, with incorporation or reduction of molecular oxygen; heme binding. The transcript has 4 exons. The record is from RefSeq and is a predicted model, not a curated record. Lineage: Eukaryota; Fungi; Ascomycota; Sordariomycetes; Diaporthales; Diaporthaceae. The coding region runs from base 1 to 948 and encodes 315 amino acids.